This is a messenger RNA of Prionailurus viverrinus (fishing cat), 1394 nucleotides long. It is a transcript of the gene CATSPERZ, whose product is annotated as catsper channel auxiliary subunit zeta. The transcript is spliced from 5 exons. The record is from RefSeq and is a predicted model, not a curated record. The coding region runs from base 131 to 751 and encodes 206 amino acids. NCBI's taxonomy places the organism in Eukaryota, Metazoa, Chordata, Mammalia, Carnivora, Felidae. Gene Ontology annotation, biological process: sperm capacitation; flagellated sperm motility. Gene Ontology annotation, cellular component: sperm principal piece; CatSper complex.
AUUGAACUCUCCCUCGCGAGACCCGCAGCGCCAUUCGGGAACGCGACCCUGCCCCUCCCCGCUCCUGGAGCGUGACGCCCUCCUCCUUGCCCCGAGGCCUGUGGCGACUGGGUCCGUUGGGGGCAGAACCAUGGAGGAAAAGCCUUUCAGAGCAUCUUUGGGCAGCGGUGGCUCAGACACGUCCAGGCCAGACAACGACAUCCGGAAUCUGUGGACCAGGGCCACGCUGUCGCAGUCGAAGCUGAAUGUGCCUCUGCCCAAUGUCUGCGAGGACUCCGACCUGGAGGACAGCAGCCCACACAGCAAGACUCGCCGGUGGCACAACGAGAAGGUCCGCCGCGAUUCGGAAGGUGGUUGGGAUCACGGAGAGUACAAGGACGGUUUCAAGCAGGAGGAGCUGGAGGACCACUCCUUGUUGGAGCUGCAGCUCCGUCAGGAAAGCUCCCUGGGAAGCCAUUUAGAGGAGGGGGACGUCGAUUCCAAGACCGAGAUUGAAAUGUCUUCCUCAGAGUCAUCGCUCAAUAUCUUGAAGCACACACCCCAUCGAGCCUACUGGGCGGAGCAGCAGAACAGGCUGCCACUGCCUCUGAUGGAACUCAUGGAGAAUGAAGCUCUGGAAAUCCUCACCAAAGCCCUCCGGAGCUACCGGUCAGCCAUAGGCCGGGACCACUUCCUGACCAAGCAGCUGCAGCGAUCUAUCGAAGGGCUCAAGAGGCGCCGGAGCAAGAGGCUGAACGUCUUGGCGUACUGAGAGCACCGCCUCGGGCUCGAGGGACAGCCGGACUCCAGCCCCGGGCCCUUGUCCUGUCCCCAGACCCAAACCUGACCCCGUCCACGUGGAAUUUGAGUCCUAGAGAAAUAAAAGACUCUUGUGCACAAUCGGUGAGUCAGUGCGUGGCUGCCCGCGUGAGGCGGACGCACGUGGCCCCGCCUUUCCCCGUGACCUUCACUCGGUCACCGCAGUGACCUUGAGCGUUCUUCUGUCCAGGCCCUAUUGGCUCCGCCUUCCCGGGACUUGAAAUCCAGGAGUUCUUGCAUGUUUUAUGUCUGCUUCUCCCACCCCGGGUCCAGCGGCUUUGUGGGGAUAUUGGAUCUGCGGUCCAAGUGCCUCGAUGGAGUAAUCUUGGGGGAAGGGGGAGAAGGGAGAGGGGCAGCGCCUCUCUAGUAUGGGCACGCUAGGCUCCGCCCUUCAUGCAUAUGCGGUUACACUAACCUCUCUGUUCCUCCCGCCUCAUUUACAUAUGUAAGUCUCCUUGCCCCGCAACUGCGGCCCCUGAGCCACCUCGCCCACUCCUCUCGCGCACAGCGCGCUCCGCCUCCUUCGUUACGUAAGAGCGCUCAUGGUUCCAACCCCCUCGCCGAGUCUCCUCUGGCCCCUCCCCCUUGGCGGCCGC